UCCAACGCUUUUCCCACUCUGUUUUCCUCUCACAACAAACAACGGCUCGAAAAUUGGAUUUAAUCUCAUAAAUGUUGUAAUUCGUACCGACCUGGAUGAAGAUGACAGACAGAAGGAACAUCCAGAAACUCCCUGAAAGAAAGGGGGCUGCUGAUUGGACGACAUGAGAAAGAGUAACUUUCUGGGUUUCCCCUCCUUCAACAUCAGAGAUCUGCUCCGACCCAAAGAGCCUCAAGUCUCCCUCAGGACGAUGGAUGGUGUGAACGAGGUCGGGGAGGUGAUGGUGUCCCGUCUGCAGAUUGAGGAAGAAACUCCUCCGGAUCACAAGUGUCUUUCGCUGUGUGACAGUUUUCACACCUCCAUCCACGACAAAGAAAACAGUCCAAUGAUGAGAGCAGUGUUGUGUUCGCAGGUGUGUAAGGUGUACAGGUUUCAGACGGAGGAUCGAAGAUGGCUGCUGGUGCGGGAACAGAUGUCCGAAACGCCGCUUUCUUUCUCGUUACCCAAACAGCUUCUGAGCCUGCUCAUACGCUGCCAUACAAGCAGGGUGCAGGAGGUGAUGGAGCUCGGUGACCUUUCACCCCACUUGGACAGGCUACGCCAUGAUGUCAUCUGCCACUGCAACCACCUGAUUGGCUGUUACCAGGAAACACUCGCUGACCUCAACAACCUCUCAGCGUCAUCCAGUUUUAAGUCGAGCUGCAGUAAAUCAGACCGACAACUUCAGUUUGUUCCCACCAACCUCCACGCUCAGAGGAUGGAGGUCACCGAGCCCGACAGCACAGGAGGUGUUUGGUAUGAAGUGAUCACCUUUGGAGCUCCAGCUGAUCAUCAUCAGGGCUUCAAACAUGGAGGACUGAAGAGGCUGCUCAGCAAACACACACACCUCAGAGACAGCGUUGUGUCUUACUCCCAGGAGGAGAGCUCCAGAGCCAGGGAGCUUCUGGCUAACGUUGCCCAGCUGCAGCCUCUCAUUUUCGGACUCGCUGAGGAGCUGCUCUCCGUCUCUCUGGAGCAAAACAACACCCGACUGCAGCCGGUGCUCCACUGCCUCACGCAGCAAACGAAGCAGUUUGUCCACGCUUUAAAAGACGAGCUGGUGAAGAGCGCCUUGAUAGCGAGCCACGACCAUAGCAACCUAUGUGAAAACUCAACAGCCAAUCAGGAGGGGGCGUCGACACCGGGGCAACAGGACGCCUGGCAACAGGAGGCAGAUUACGACGAGGAGGAAUGGGACAGGGCGUGGGCGAAUGUCGGCAUGAGCCUCAACUGCAUCAUCGCCAUGGGUGACCGGCUGCUGGGGAAAGAGGAAGUGACAUCAUCAGAGAACCAAGAACCAGAUCACUCCCAGAACACCGCCUCCUGGCAGGAGCAGCUGCUCCCCCUGGUGGUGACUCUGAGGGACUGUGUGAGGGAGGCGGAGCUUAAGGCCCGCGUUGCCAUGGCGUUCGUGAUGAUGCAGGCGGCGGCGGCCAUGACGGUUUCUGAGGGAACGACAAACAUCGUGCAGCGACGCCACGCCGCGUUCAGCCAGGCGCUGUCGGCCUUGGUGUGUGGUUUCGUGUUGCGUUUGUUCUCAGCUCUGCAGGAUCAGGACUUCCUGCAGCAGCUGAUCUCUGCCGGACUCCUGGUGCAGUUUGAAGCUCUGCUCAGCACCUACGGUGAGGAGGUGGGCAUGCUGGAGGACAUGGAGGUGUGUGUUUCCGAUCUGAGCCGAGUGACGUUCACCAUCAUCGAAGCAAAGAGCGAAGAACCAGAAGAUCUGCUGCCAACACUGAGAGGAGAAUGGGUCAGUCUGGUGGUCGAGGUGCCGUUGCCUCCGGAGACGUUUCGCUCGUUGCCGCAGGAAGUGAGAGACGGACGUUUGAUCCGGGUUCAUCCGGUCCUCUUUAACAUCGGAAUAAACCAGCAGCAGAGUCUGGCUGAGAGGUUUGGGGACAGCUCUCUGCAGGAGAGAGUGAACCAGCAGAGCUGCGAGCGUCUGAGAGUUUACUGCAACACGCUGAGAGACACGCUGCCAGUGACGGCUGGUGUUCAGUCUCUGUCGGACUUGUUGUCGUCUCUUGAACGCUGCGUGGAAACAAAGAAGAGGAAAAACGUGGAGGUUCUCUGGAUCGCUGCGGCGGUGUGUCGUUCUGUGCGAGGUGUGCGUCUCACCAGCUGUAAAAGUGCGAAGGACCGCACGGCGAUGUCAGUGACUCUGGAGCAGUGUGUGUUACUGAGAGAGAGACACACACUCUGCAACACACACUUCAGCACCGCACUGCACUGCAUGAGGAGGGCCGGCUGCAGGAUGGAGAACGUUCAGAAGAACAUCGGCAGCAGGAAGUUCGCCUUCAGCGGCGUUCAGCUGCUCACUUUCCCCAAACUGUACCGCCCUCCCGAGGGAAGCUUCGGAUAGAAACUCUGACCGUUACUUUAUUUAUGUACAGAUACUCUUAUAGAUCAUGAGAUGUUUGUUUUAUCUUGUAAAGUGUGUGUUGUUGUUUUAUAUAUUUGUAUGUCAGUGUCCCUCUGUGCAGGCGUUGUUUCUGAAUUAAAUGAAUACUUGAUUUCAUCUGA
Messenger RNA from Trematomus bernacchii (emerald rockcod), 2562 nucleotides. Its product is annotated as type II inositol 3,4-bisphosphate 4-phosphatase-like. The record is from RefSeq and is a predicted model, not a curated record. Gene Ontology annotation, cellular component: cytoplasm. Gene Ontology annotation, molecular function: phosphatidylinositol-3,4-bisphosphate 4-phosphatase activity. Bases 164 to 2401 code for a protein of 745 amino acids. The transcript is spliced from 20 exons. Lineage: Eukaryota; Metazoa; Chordata; Actinopteri; Perciformes; Nototheniidae.